Messenger RNA from Capsicum annuum, 1955 nucleotides. RefSeq names its product cytochrome P450 78A5-like. Bases 106 to 1653 code for a protein of 515 amino acids. The transcript has 2 exons. The record is from RefSeq and is a predicted model, not a curated record. Lineage: Eukaryota; Viridiplantae; Streptophyta; Magnoliopsida; Solanales; Solanaceae. Gene Ontology annotation, molecular function: monooxygenase activity; heme binding; iron ion binding.
CUCCACAUCUCCACUGCCACCUUCUCCUUUCAACUUCUCCUUCUCUCUGUCUUCUCUCUCCAAGCCUUUUACACAUUGUAACUACUCAAUUUUGAAGCUCAAAAAAUGUAUUCCGAAUAUUCUCUGCCCUUCCUUCCCUCUGCUGUUGUGCUUAACUAUGAGGUUCUCUUCUUUUUUCUCCUCUUUCUUGCUGUUUUUGCCUUCUGGCUUACUCCCGGUGGGCUUGCUUGGUCUUUCUCCAAGUCCCGUGUCUCCAUUCCUGGUCCUUCGGGGUUGCCUGUUCUGGGGUUGAUGUUAACUUUCACUGGUUCACUCACUCAUCGACUGUUGGCAAAGGUUUCUAAUGGGUUGAAAGCAAAGUCGUUAAUGGCUUUUUCAGUUGGGUUUACUCGUUUUAUAAUUUCUAGCCAUCCGGAGACUGCUAAGGAAAUCCUUAACAGCUCGGCUUUUGCUGAUAGACCAGUAAAGGAGUCUGCUUAUGAGCUUUUGUUCCAUAGGGCGAUGGGUUUUGCACCUUAUGGUGAAUAUUGGAGAAAUCUAAGGAGGAUUUCAGCAACUCAUUUGUUUAGCCCGAAGAGAAUAAUGUGUUUCGGGGAGUUCAGGAGAGAGAUGGGUACAAAGAUGGUGACUGAAAUUGAGAGUUUCAUGGAGACUGAUGGACAUGUUAUGGUGAAAAGAGUUUUGCAUUUUGGGUCACUGAACAAUGUGAUGAGGGCUGUCUUUGGUAGAAGUUAUGAUUUCAAAGAAAAAGAUGGGCGGGAAUUGGAGUAUUUGGUGAGCGAAGGGUAUGAAUUACUUGGAAUAUUUAAUUGGAGUGACCAUUUUCCUUUGUUGGGGUGGUUGGAUUUGCAAGGUGUUAGAAGAAGAUGCAAAGAGCUAGUGGCUCGAGUGAAUAUUUUUGUUGGGAUGAUCAUUGAGGAGCACAGGUUUAAGAGGGCUAAACAUGGUGAAAAAGGUGCAGAUGAAGGUUUUCAUGACUUUGCUGAUGUAUUGCUUGAUUUAGAGAAGGAUAAUAAGCUUAGUGAUUCUGAUAUGAUCGCCGUUCUUUGGGAAAUGAUCUUCCGUGGGACUGAUACCGUGGCCAUUUUACUCGAGUGGAUUCUUGCUAGGAUGGUGUUGCAUCCUGACAUUCAAGCCAAAGCUCAGUGUGAAAUAGACACUGUGAUUGGAAAUGGUCGAUCCGUUUGCGAUUCUGAUUUGCCUAAACUUCCCUACCUCCAAGCCAUAGUGAAGGAGACUCUUAGAAUGCAUCCUCCUGGUCCUUUACUUUCAUGGGCAAGGCUAGCUAUUCAUGAUACCAAAGUUGGUCAUCAUUUGAUUCCUGCUGGCACCACAGCCAUGGUGAACAUGUGGGCUAUCACACACGAUGAAAAGAUUUGGUCACAACCCAAAGAAUUUAUGCCAGAAAGGUUCAUGGAGGAAGAUGUUGCCAUCAUGGGUUCUGAUCUCAGGCUUGCUCCAUUUGGUUCUGGGAGGAGGGUGUGCCCCGGUAAAGCAAUGGGGCUUGCUACUGUUCAGCUUUGGCUAGCUCAGUUGCUUCAAGAAUUCAAGUGGGUUCGUUCAGAAAAUGGUGUGGACUUGUCCGAGUGCCUGAAGUUGUCUUUGGAAAUGAAACACCCUUUGGUUUGCAAGGCUGUUGCUAGGGUUUAUUGAAUGCUUUUUUGGUGGGUGCUGUCUAGGUUUUGGGUUGUUGGCGUGAUGCUCUUUCUUGAUGCUCUUUCUUGAUCGCAGCCAUUAAUUUUGUCCAGACUUGUUUAUAAGUUAUGGUAAUAGCUUUAGUACUUUUCUAAGUUGUCUUAGGGAGGAUAGACUAACUAAUGGUACCGUUCACUUGGUCCCUUGUGCUAGAAAUUUGUUUGUUAUUGUCUUUGGUGUGGUUUGCAAGAGUUUCUACUUGCACUGUACACAACUUCUUUCUGCAUAUCCAAAGCAAUAUGAUUUCUAUGGUUCUAUGA